Corythoichthys intestinalis (scribbled pipefish) is the source of this 5331-nucleotide messenger RNA. It is a transcript of the gene grb14, whose product is annotated as growth factor receptor-bound protein 14. Bases 364 to 1914 code for a protein of 516 amino acids. Gene Ontology annotation, cellular component: plasma membrane; cytoplasm. Lineage: Eukaryota; Metazoa; Chordata; Actinopteri; Syngnathiformes; Syngnathidae. The transcript has 14 exons. Gene Ontology annotation, biological process: negative regulation of insulin receptor signaling pathway; insulin receptor signaling pathway. The record is from RefSeq and is a predicted model, not a curated record.
GUGUGCGUACACCAUUCUUAUGACUAAUGAUCUGUAUAUGAAUAAAAAUAAAAGGACUCAAAUGAACUUUUAAUGUAUAAUGGUAUAAGGACUCACCACUGGUUGCUUUGUUACCGUAGGGGACACUGGCUAAAAUAUAUUUAUUGUGAUGGAUGGACCACAUUUGUGUGGGAGGGGUCAGUCAGCUUGCCCUACUGAGGCAGCCUUGUGUGGCAGCAGAUGAGCUAGAUGACUCAUGUAUACAGUAUGUGCAAGUGGAGGAGCACCCGCACAUGACAGUUCACUCUUCCACUCAGUCUACGCUAAUGUUCUAUUCUGACCCGUCGUUGCAGAUGAUGAUGCCUUGGAUUUAAGAGUGGUGAUAUGAAUAACCCACUGGAGGACUUAUCUGAAAGCCCUGGAAUCAAAGCGGAUAUUUACGAGAGUGGCCAGAGGAAUGGGAGUGCACCUCACAUCUCAGAAGAGCCUCUACUCACACCAAAUGUCAAAAGGACUUCACCCUGCAGAGGCAACAGAUUAAAAGAAGAAGCCAGAGAAGUUUCACCUUGUUCACCUUAUUUUCCUGAAGUUGUUGCGCCAACGCAUUCACACUCCACCACUGACUCUUCAUUACCUUGGAACAAAUCAAGUGCAACUCAGGUAAUUAAGAUUUAUAAUGAAGAUAACACCAGCAGAGCGGUGGAGGUCCCUAGUGACAUCGUUGCCCGGGACAUAUGUCAGCUGUUUGCCUUGAAGAGCCACUGCAUCGACGAACACAGCUUGACUCUUUACGAGCACCUCUCCCAUCUGGGAAUAGAGAGAACUAUUGAAGACCAUGAGUCUAUUAUGGAGGUGAUAUCCAGUUGGGGAAUGGAUGCUGACAACAGGCUUAAUCUUAGAAAGAAUUAUGCCAAAUAUGAGUUUUUCAGGAAACCCUCGGACUUCUUCCCUGACCACAUGGUGUCCAUAUCCAGUGAAUCCAAUGGGGUGGUUGAUCACUCUCAACUUGUACAGAUCUUUCUCAGCUCCAGCACCUGCCCAGAAAUUCACGGACAUCUUCAUACCAAAGAGCCAAGCAGGAAGUCCUGGAAGAAGUUGUACUUUAUCUUGCGGAGGUCAGGGCUUUAUGUCUCCAGUAAGGGAACUUCUAAGGACCCUUGGCAUCUUCAAUUUAUCACUGACUUCACGGACUCAAAUGUCUACACAUUGCUGUCAGCCAAAAAAACACACGGGGCUCCCACCGACUUUGCCUUCUGUGUCAAGUCCUUAAAUUGCACUUCAUCCCGGGAUAUGAAGCUGCUGUGUGCUGAUGACGAGCAGACGAGGAUGUGUUGGAUUGCAGCUGUGCGAUUAUUCAAGUUUGGGAUGCAACUGUACCAAAACUUCAUGCAGCCACACCAGAAACAAAAAGCUUCUCCAAUGCGGAGCAUUUCUGAGAACUCCUUAGUGGCAAUGGACUUCUCUGGCCAGAAGAGUCGGGUGAUUGAAAACCCUUCGGAGGUUCUCUCUGUGGCCGUGCAAGAAGGCCUGGCAUGGAGGAGGAAAAGCUGUCACCGUCUGAGUGCACAUGGAAGCCCAUCUGCAUCCCAAAGUUCACUCAAUAUAGCUCUCCAUUCAGCCCAGCCCUGGUUCCAUGGCAAGCUAUCACGGGAUGAAGCUCAGCGUCUGAUCAUUCAGCAGGGUCCUAUUGAUGGGUUAUUCCUUUUGAGGGACAGUCAGAGCAACCCCAAGACAUUUGUGCUGUCACUGUGCCACAUGCAAAAAGUCAAACACUUCCAGAUCUUACCUGUGGACGACGCAGGGGAAUUGUCCUACACCCUCGAUGACGGUCACACACGCUUCUCAGAUUUGAUUCAACUGGUGGACUUUUACCAGCUGAAUCGUGGAGUGCUGCCCUGCAAACUCAAACAACACUGUACCGGGAUCACCCUGUGACAACCGGGAUCAGCGCCGUCAAACCCUCGCAGGCACCUCCUCUCAAAGGCCACUUUUCUGAGCGUUCACCUACAGUGAUUUUGUGCACGGAAGCAAAAUGAUGCUAUCGCUUGCAAGGUGCGUCAGGAGCUCUCACUGUAUCACACCAAAUUAUUUUUAAUAUUUUUGAAUUAUUCAGGUAUUCACUUUGCAAUGUUUGGGAUUUUUUAAAAAUCCUCUUUGUUUUAUAUGUUCUAAGUCUAUGGAUUAAUACAACUUUAUAAAAAGACAAAUAUAUACAUAAAAUAUUUUAAACGAUCCAUUGUUGUCCUUCACUCAUUUUUUGUCUAAUAAUGAAUAAUUAAAAAGUAAAUGUCAUUGCCUGCUAAAACAUUUUCUAAUAUUUUUUCUUUAAUAUGUUGUCAGUGGCGCAAGGUAUGAAUUGUCAUCUUCCAGCUCUAUUGUGGCCAGCAAAUGGGCGAGGAAGCACAUUUGCUUAUUGGACAAAAUACCUCACUCAGAGGCAGAAAAAACCCCACAAAUAGUGUAGUUAGAAAUACACAGUGCGAUAUUAUUAUUAUUAUUAUUAUAGAGCAAUAUAUUGGCUGUAAAUGUGAACAAUUGUGGUUCAAAAUACCAAUAGCAAAUAUGUAUUCAAUAUGAAUGCAUGUAAAUAAAAUACACAAAUAAAUAUAUAGGGGGAAAUUAAUAAACUACAAUGUUGUGAAAUCUGAAUUCAUAUUUGUCCCAUUCAAAAAGGUAACCUUGCAUUAUCUAUUGAUAUUUAAUGGUCAGCUUGAAAUUAAAUAAAACAACAAUAAUAAUAUUUUGAUAGCUCAACCUUAAGAGUACCAAAAAAUGUAGCAUUUCAAGAAAUUGGAACAUUAGUUAACAUUCAUUAUUUUUAAUACUGAAAUUGUGUAGGAAUUGGCCAUCUCAGUAUGUUCUCGAUGGAUUCUCAUGUUCUUUAAAGUGUAAAAAAAGAACAAGAAAAAACCUCCAAUAGAUCAUAUACAACCUGAUUUUAUUUGAAAGUAAUUUCAGGCUCUCCUGUGGAACUGAGUUGCAUAUUUACUUUCUCGAAAAUAAUGAGCUUCCUCCUAGUAUAUCUUUACCUUCACCUGACACGCUUGCUUAUUUGUUCACUUAUUCACAGUGAAAAUGGUUUAUUAUUUAACGUCUUGCCCUUGUAGUUAAAUUUAGUUGCUCUAUAUUGCAUAUGAACGCUACACAUUAACCCAGUAUUGCCAAAUGUGAUUUAAUAUAUUCUGUAAGCACUUUAUACUGUUGUACUGUACAUUAAUGUGUGCAGCGGCAUCGAGGGUGCAGGUCAUCUCAUGACCAGUAGAUGGUAGUAAAUUCAUUUUGUUGGCUCUGUUCCAGUUUUGAUGUAAGAAGUCAAACAAUCAAUUGAAAUUGAAGUUAAUUUCACAAAAGAUGAAAUAAUGUCGGCAGUGCACAUUAUCAUACUAAAUUCCUGAUAAAAUAAGCCACACUUUUAAGUUAUCACCAGAGAGCAGAAUAAAUACUUCUCAGAAAUGACAUAUGAUAGCAUUAAAAAAAGACAUUUGUUUGAAAUUUUCUGACUCUGUAUUAGCCCUAGUUAGAUUAGGUCAUAUUGACUUUAUCGAGCCUUAAAAGGCCUUUUGUAUAUUCCCUUUCUCUCAGGAUGCGUACAAUUAUUACAAGUGCAAGCAAUGAGUCAUGCUUUCACUUAUGUAUGAUUUUACUCCGAGUAAACCCUGCAAAUGAUUCCCUGCGCAAACAGCAAACGGGCAAAAUGUCUCGUCUGGAACCAUCCGUGUUAAACAAGCUUCUUUGUUGUGAUAUAAAUGCACUGCCCCGACGCCUCUCCUGCUCCACUUCAAAAGCAGGUUUUCUUCUUUUUUUGAAAGGGAGUGCUCACAUCCAGGGGAGACGUGCACAAACACACAAGUCUUAAAUGUACCCCUGCUACUUAGGUCUUGUGCUAAAUGUUGUUUUGGAUGUAUUCCUGCCAUUGAUCGGCGCCUGGCUGCAGGGGGAGAAAUGGCAGCUGGGAGAGAAUGCGCUUCCUUUAAUGAAUUCAUCCAGCACCGACGGCCUGUGGACACCGCAUUUCUUCCAGCUAGGACAGCCUUCUUUCUCAAUCCCUUUCUCUUUCUGCUCUUUCUUGCCCCUCACGGACAACCAACAGCACUCUUUGCACUUCACACCACUCUGCGGCUUGUAUUCCACAUGCACUCUAACAAAAGUGUCAAUUUAACCACCAGUUUUUCAAUGAAAAUAAUUAGCGGGGCACUAAACAACAACAUACAGUAGCAGGAAAGGCUACAGUACAGAUAUCAGAACACUGAUACCAUCAGAUAGCCCGUCUGUGCUGUUUUGCAUUGUUUACUAGCAUGGCGCUAGCAGUUAAGGUGAAACUAGUAGGUGGUUGUUUUACAAAAACAAUGUGUAGUUCUCUCUCGUUGUGUUUAGUUUAACAGUGAACCACAUGUUUGGUGCGAGAUAGGCAGUGUUGUCACGGAUUACUUAAAAAAGUAAUUUAAUUACUGAUUACACCUCAAAAAAGUAAUCUAGUUACUUUACUGAUUACUUUAUUAUCAAAGUAACUAAGUUACUUUAACUUAUCAGUUACUUUUUACCAAUUUUUCUCCUUUUGCUGCCUCAACAUAAAAAUAACAGAAAAAUGUCAUCACGUGUAAUUGAGUUUUUUACAUAAGGCUUAAUCUUUGAGUUAGCGGGGGUUUAAUUAGUCGAUGGAGUUGAUUUCAACCACCAUUGACUUGCCCUAGCUUUGCCAUUCCGGAGCCCUAAAACUAACAAAUAACUGACAAACUGUAUGGAAUUUGUUUAAAUCAACUCCAAUGGCUAAUGGCCACUCACAGCUGUGUCUUGACACUCAGUGAUACAUGCAACGUGGAGUUUUUGGAUCGAAACAAGGUAAGUGCGCAAUAAUAUCUCGUUAAAGUCAUGGCGUCUAUAAUUCUGCUCUCUCGUGCUCUCACCUCCAGAUAAGAUUUUGCUGUUUAAAUUUUUUUUUUAAAGGCCCUCCUGUCCAAAAUUAUUCUUCCCUCAGAAAAUUGAGAUUUUAAGCUUUCCAAUGAUGUAUCACACAUGCAUAUAGGACAAUUUUGAAAUUUGGCCAAAUUGGGGUCUCAGAGCGGAACUUUAAGUCAUCUGAGUGUUUUCUGCCAUAUAUAUAUUAUAAAUCUGAAUUUUUCUAUCCAGACGGAGGAAGAACACUUUAAAUAUAUUAAAUUGAUAUAGGCAGUGAAUCUUGAACUCAAGCAUAUCGAGGCCUGGCCGAGUGUCCUCUUUUUUGGAAAUCAAAGUAUGGUCACCCUAAGAUAGACACCAAAAAGGACGAUUCUUUGUGGCAUUUAGCGAGGAAAGAAAAACCACAACUUCGAAUUCAGAUGUACUCUUCAGAAGAAUGCAAUUCAUUCAUUUUUU